GGAUUGUUGUCCGUCUUGUUCAUGCUGAAACAAACACACUUAUAAUGAGGGAUAUGGCGUCCAGUGUAAACGAAUGUUUAGUAUCUGCCUUGGAGAAAAUCAGUCAGUUGUAUAUCAAAACAAGUAGCGACCAGAGUCAUAACAUUGAUACAUCCUUUAUCACCAGCAUAUGUUGUAACUCACCGGAUAACCCAUGUAUCCUACCGUUAACAAGACUAGCAAACAUUGACAAAAUCUGGACAUGUCCUGAUCAUAGCAUUGAACACAAUAUACACACAAUCACAUCGUGGUUUGCAAGAAAGGAUGAAGAAGAAUGUGAACCAGGGUGCCCAGUUACAAAUGACAACUUUUUGAAAGUGACGCCAUCAGAUCUACACCUACGUCGUAUGUCAUUAUUGUUCAGUAAAAAUGAAGCCAGGGAAAUAGCAAUCAAAUUAGGAUUGUCGACCAAGGACAUAGAUAGCAUUCUAGAAACUGAAGAUUCAAGGAAAUGGAAUUUUGAAGUUUUGAGACGAUGCAGAGAUAGUAUUGUGGUUACUUUUAAGCACAUCAAAGAAGCAGUGGAGGGAAGUGGCCAAGAGAGUAUCCACAUACUUUGCAAGCUUGUGAAAGGCGAUUCUAUUGAUUUUGAAAAGGAAGCAGAUAAGUGGGAUAUGGUACUCACAGAGGAGCACAUUGACAGAUUGGCUCCAUUGGUUGGAAAUAACUCACUCCCGUUCCUGAUAGAACUUGGAAUGGAGUUUCAGACCUGGGAGCAGAUUACCCACAGGCAAAAUGAACGAGAUUUGGUACGACUGAACAAGGACAUUUUAGAAGAAUGGAGAUUCCAGUUUUGCAAAAUGCACAGUUUGAAACCAACUUUGAGGAAUAUCGCAAGUGCAUUCAUUAACAUUGGCAAAAAUGUACAAAUCGUUGAGAAAACUUUAUCAGAUUUGUUUUGACUGUUAUCAAAAAUAACUUUCUUCUGUUUGCUCCGGGUGAAAAACGAGUGCGAAAUUCUCAGAGAAUAUUCAACUUUAUGAAAAGCAUUA
This is a messenger RNA of Mytilus californianus (California mussel), 1031 nucleotides long. RefSeq lists its product as uncharacterized. The transcript is spliced from 5 exons. The coding region runs from base 45 to 941 and encodes 298 amino acids. NCBI's taxonomy places the organism in Eukaryota, Metazoa, Mollusca, Bivalvia, Mytilida, Mytilidae. The record is from RefSeq and is a predicted model, not a curated record.